AUGAACGAGCUUCAUAGCAUUCAAGUCGAAGAAAACACGACUGCCCAACAAGAUAUACCACACACAUUAAUACGCCCAGACUUCGACGAUAUAAAGGGACCUUUUCCAUAUAUCCACAAGGACGAUAAACACGUCUACAUGGAUUGCCAAUUACAAUACUGGAACAUGAACUCCUUUUUCUCGAAAGAGGAAAUGACAAAAAUGACUCUUUUUGAAAUGUUUAAGAGACGGUGCGAUUUGUGGCCUGAAGAGUUCUGUUUGUCUUAUAGAAAAAAAGACGAGAAACACGUGCCAAAAGGAGACUUCAUCAACUUGAAAGCAAAAGAAUGUUUAACUAUAGUGGAAGAAAUAGCAAGUGGAAUUGUUCGUAAGUUGAAUAUUAAAAAAGGCGCAACAGCUGCUGUCUUUUCGACUAAUAGAUACGAGUGGAUACUCACCGAAUUUGCAUUCCAUCGUCAAGGAAUCAUUUUAGUCCCACUUUACUCGACUUUAACAACUGAACAACUUUGUCAUGUUAUCGAUACUGCGGAAUGCUCUUACGUGUUUUGUAGUGACGAAGUUCUAGACAGAGUUCAAGACUUAAAAUCGCAUCGCACGUUCACAAGUGUCUGUUUUGAUGAUGUCAAAAACGAGAGUGUCGACUUCACUUUAAAUGAACUACGCGAAGAAGGAAGACGCCAAAUUGAACCACCAAACCUCCCCAAUAAAACAGACACAUGUUCCAUUUUCUUCACAAGUGGCACUUCUGGUGUUCCUAAAGGCGCGAUUCACACCCAUUGGACUAUCACUAACGCAAUGUGCUGUUUCUGUUUUUCAGCUCCGUUUCACGCCCAGUUCAUGACAAGAGGACAAAUCACACUUUCGUUCUUACCAUUAUCACAUGUCUACGAACAUCAAAUUGAUUUGACAUUUUUAUGCACAGGUGGGUGGGUUUACAUGAAUAGUGGAAAUGUGCGUUACUUCCCGGAAGAAGUGAAAAUGGCGUCACCAACGUUUUUGAUUGUCGUCCCUCGUGUACUUCAAAAAUUAUACGACGUUUUCAAUAGUGAAAUUAAGAAGAAGUCGUAUGUGGUUCAAACGAUGUAUAACACCGCAUACUACUUCAAAAAUUGGGCAGUUGAUACGAACACUACAAACAUGGUUGACUGGGAUUACUGGGUAUUUGGUACAAUUAAAGCGUUAUUAGGAGGUCGGAUACAAUUAGUAUGUAAUGGGAGUGCGCCAUUGUCUCGUGAAGUGUAUGACUGGAUGCGAGUGUGUUUUGACGUCAUCAUAUGUAAUGGAUAUGGCUCCACUGAGACAUUUGGAGGGUGUAUUGGAACCAUCCCAGGUUUAUUAAAUCCAAAAAUAAUGAGCACUGGAAGACCAUGUCCAGGCGCUACUUUUCGAUUGUCUAAUGCAGAGGAAUUGGGGUAUUUUGUCAGUGACAACCCACCUACAGGAGAGAUUGAAAUCAAAGGUGAGUUUAUCUUCAAAGGAUAUUUCCACGAUGAUGUAAGCACUAAAGAAGCAUUUACAGAAGACGGGUGGUUCAAAACAGGAGACAUUGGAAGAAUCAAUGGAGACGGGACGAUGAGUAUUAUUGACCGAAGAAAGAAUAUGUUUAAGCUGUCACAAGGAGAGUACGUUGCCACAGAACCUCUCGAAAGAAUGUACGCCUCGCACCCAUUCAUCGAACAAAUGUUUGUUUAUGGCGAAAGUACUGAUUCCUUCCUUGUUGGUAUAUUAGUAGCAAAGAAGAAGGAACUUGAAGCAUUUUUAGAAGGAAAAAUCAAUGGAAUUUCUGAUGGAAUGGAUGUGCAACUCUUGAAAGACAUUGCAAACACAAAAGGGAAAAGUCUUAUUUUGAAAAAUGUUGAGGAAUAUGUGAGGAGUCAAGGCGCAAAAGGAUAUGAAGUGGGUGAAAAAUAUUUAUAUUGA
Molecule: messenger RNA, 1920 nt
Organism: Entamoeba invadens IP1
Lineage: Eukaryota; Evosea; Mastigamoebida; Endamoebidae
Product: long-chain-fatty-acid--CoA ligase, putative
Exons: 2
Coding region: 1-1920 (639 amino acids)
Biological process (GO): long-chain fatty acid metabolic process
Cellular component (GO): endoplasmic reticulum; membrane
Molecular function (GO): long-chain fatty acid-CoA ligase activity
Source: RefSeq, a predicted model, not a curated record